AUGUCCGGCAAUGUCUCAUUCGAAGAGAGAGUGAGCAGAGAAAAGAGAGGAUUAAAAUAUGCUAUGAGAGAUGUUUCGCAUAGGCCACAAAUACUGACAGUUCAAAUAUAUGACAAUUCUAUGUCUGUAGUUCUUAAAGUUUCAAGCAAUAAACAGUUUCAAUUUAACCAAGAUGAUAGCGAACAAACUGCAAGCAGUACACUAAAAAAAAAAAAUAGUGGUAUUAAAAAUCCAGUAUCAAGAAAAAUUUUAUUUGACAAUAAAUCAGAUGAUGAACGUGACAUUUUAAAUGAUGACACUGAAAAUGAUAAUCUGGACGAAGUAUUUUUGAAUAGACCAAUAGGACAAAAUACCAAUAAUGGCUCCACAAAAGAAAAAGGUUUGGCUAUACGUAAUACUAUACCUAACCCAACAGAAACGGAUCAUAAUAAUAAAAAUGAUCUAUUGCAAUCUCAAAACCAUUUAUUAAGACAUAUAACAUUUUUAAAAUAUGAGUUGAAACAAAUUUUAAACAAUCAAGCAAUAAUACUCGAUAAAUUUGACCAAAUGGAAAAAUAUUUUGAUCAAAAUUCAUUGAAUAAGAAUGUUAUGGAUAUUGAUAAUGUCGUUGACUUUAGUGACUGUCCUUUACCAAUUGAUAACAUCUAUGAUUUACAAACAUUUGAAGACAAGAUAUCUGGCGAUCAAAAUUAUAAAAAUCAAUUAGUAAGUUAACCCCAACUUAUUUCAUUAUCUAUGGUUUAUUGAUAAAGAUCAUAGGUGCAACUAGAGCUCUAUUUCUGGGUAGGCUAAAUUGAUAUCAGCAAACCCGUAGGGGCUAUAAAACUGGGUGGGCUAUAGAC
Messenger RNA from Myzus persicae (green peach aphid), 842 nucleotides. RefSeq lists its product as uncharacterized. NCBI's taxonomy places the organism in Eukaryota, Metazoa, Arthropoda, Insecta, Hemiptera, Aphididae. The record is from RefSeq and is a predicted model, not a curated record. The transcript has 7 exons. Bases 1 to 714 code for a protein of 237 amino acids.